AUGUCAGCAACACCGUAUCGAGGCUCCGCCACGUUGGCUUCCUGGGCAGGGCGAUGUGAAACAAAGUGCCCCUGCACAGGAAGCCUCUCCGCGGCCGAGGCCAAUAUCAAAGGUAAACCGGGAAAUGAAGUGACAGUGGUGGAUGCGGAUGAGGGCCACCAGUGCAGCACGGGGGGAGCGCUGAUAACGUCGUGGACGGAUUCACAGGAGUUGAGAUCCCCACCAACUGUGCGCUGUUGCGGCCAAUUGCUUGGCCGUGGCCGCCAAGGUGCAGUUUGGCUUUGCGAAGACACGCAGAGUUUUGGGGCAUACUACGCGGUGAAGGUGAUUGAGACGCCAUCAUUGACUGCUGUUUCCGUGCACCAGGCAAUCCAAAAGCUGAGACACCCCUCAAGUAGCCAAGUGGAUUUCACCCCCACAACUUCGCUCAAGAACAUUCUGUUAGAUGCGUCGUUUGAGGAGGAGGUACGCCUUUUGCAACGACUUAGGCACCCUGGACUGGUGCAGCUACAUGGAGUUGAGACGGAGUUGGAGCCAGGCGGGAUCGCUGUUUGCCGGAUUUACUUGGAAUACAUGUCCGGCGGUUCGCUUUUGUCCUUUGUUCGUCAGCACUAUGAGGCAGGGAGACUGCGUGAGCAAGCAUUGCGCUGGUUUCUAAACCCCAUUGUUGAGGCUUUGUCUUACAUGCAUGCCAAUGGCGUAGUGCAUCUGGAUGUCAAGGCGGAGAAUAUUUUGGUGACGUGGGGUGAUGCACAUGCCGAUGACUGCGGAGCCCACAUCAACACCCCUCCGCUGCGGUUUCCAGUAACGAAGUUGGGAGACUUUGGCUGCGCGCGCCUCCUUCGCACUGGAUCGCCGUCUAAGCCUGCUGGCAGCAACGGUAGCAAGGCCAAUAAAAAUAAACGGGGUUGGACGCAAAGUUCUGGUAAAAUGUUUUCUGGCACUCCCGGGUUUAUGGCACCGGAAGUGAUUUUACAGUCCCACACCAUGUUGGACAGCUGCGGCACGGCGGCUGACGUGUGGUCACUUGGCUGCACUAUCCUGCAACUCCUACGUGGUGCGCCUCCCACACAAACCGACUCCAACCCUGUCGCCGCCCUCUUUGAGACUGCAAUGCAUCCAAAGAAAAUUUGGCGGUUUAUUCCCCCCAUUGGGCGGGAAUCCGAGAUUUGUGGUGCGACGACGUCCAGCUCUUCGAAAAACUUCCGUGAGGAUGUUGUCGUUUCUGCGACGCUGCGGGAUUUGCUUCUGCAUUGCCUGCAACCGGACCCUCGCAAACGCGCCACCGCGGCGCAGCUGUUGCAGCACCCCUUCUUUAAGCAUCCCUGUAGCCCUGCAGAUGCCGCGGAGGGCAUUGUUGAUCCUAACGUUUUUUACGGCCACGAAGUCCGCGGUGGACUGAAGAGUGAGUGCUUGUCGUCUGGAAUGAUGGGAAGCGCAACCAGCAUGCCUUUUGACGGUCUUUCAAACAGCGAUAUGAGCAACGAGGAUGCCGACGCCGACGCGAUGUUGGAUAACUAA
Molecule: messenger RNA, 1521 nt
Organism: Trypanosoma rangeli
Lineage: Eukaryota; Euglenozoa; Kinetoplastea; Trypanosomatida; Trypanosomatidae
Product: protein kinase
Exons: 1
Coding region: 1-1521 (506 amino acids)
Biological process (GO): protein phosphorylation
Molecular function (GO): protein kinase activity; ATP binding
Source: RefSeq, a predicted model, not a curated record